AUGUUUCAUAAUUGUCCUGUAAUUGGUGGUUUUUGGCGCCCCCUACUGGUUGCAUAUAAAUUCGGUGAGAAACCCAGAAUUCCACGCAGUCUGAUCAGCGCUCUGCUGUGGACACUGGGAGAAGAAGCUGUGGCUCACAGCACAUCGUUCCCAGCACAACUCAAGAUGGAUGAAUCAAACUUCACAGGAUUCAGUUCUAACAGCUCUUCCGCUGGAUUACCUCAGCACUCUUGGAAUCAACGCGGUCUGUUCCCUGCAGUGGUAUUAACUUUCUGCUAUCUACUUGGAGUUCCUGGAAACAUUGCUGUGAUUAUAUUCAAGCCUAACUGGGAGCAUCUGUCCAGAACGACCCAGAGUUUAAUGAUGAAUCUGACCAUUUCUGAUCUAAUGUGUCUGCUUACCCUUCCACUGUGGAUUUACAACUUACUCCUUGGAUGGACAUUCGGCCUUGUAGCCUGCAAAGUUCUAUCAUACAUUGUGUACUUUACAGUUUAUGUUAGCCAAAUGACUGUGACUGCGUUGAGCAUCCAGCGCUACAUUGUUGUUGUGCGUGAAUGGAAGUGCGAUAUACAAAAAGGUGUGCUGGUGUUUCUGCUUUGGCUGUCAGCUUUUACUUUGUGCAUCUAUGUUUUGGUGACUGAAGAACUAACGAAAGAAGGACAAUGGAUCCGCUGCAUACCCCGAUAUUCUUCUGAGGCACAGUGGCUUGCUGUGCUGUGCACAGAGAUCUUGUUUGGACUUGCUUCAUCUUCACUUGUCACAUUAUCAUACAUAUCUCUCAACAAAAAGGUUAGGAGUUCAGCCUUUUUUAACAAUCCACAGACAAGCAGGCUGCUUAUUAGCAUUAUUUUAAGCAAUUUUAUUAUGUUUUUUCCACUUCAUGUGGUCAAUAUGCUGGCUGUGUUAGGGAUAAUUCUUAAAAACAAGGAGCUCCUGAAGUUUUGUGUAGACAGUUGGAGUGUAGUCAAGUCAUUUACAAUGGCCAGUAGUACCGUAAAUCCACUCUUGUAUGCUUUUAUUUCUACUAAAUUCUGUCCUUGUUGCACAAAGAACUCACCCAAUACGGAUGAGGGCACCUGACAUUGCUACAAUUGCAGAACUUUGAUGACGAUAGUGACAAAUGUCACUUUUUCC
This is a messenger RNA of Poecilia latipinna (sailfin molly), 1134 nucleotides long. RefSeq names its product C-X-C chemokine receptor type 4-like. Lineage: Eukaryota; Metazoa; Chordata; Actinopteri; Cyprinodontiformes; Poeciliidae. Gene Ontology annotation, biological process: calcium-mediated signaling; cell chemotaxis; G protein-coupled receptor signaling pathway. The record is from RefSeq and is a predicted model, not a curated record. Gene Ontology annotation, molecular function: C-C chemokine binding; C-C chemokine receptor activity. The coding region runs from base 1 to 1080 and encodes 359 amino acids. The transcript has 2 exons. Gene Ontology annotation, cellular component: external side of plasma membrane; membrane.